GGGGAGCCCGUGCGAAAGAGGACUACAGCUCCCGGCGGCCCCUGCGGCGCAGCUCGCCCCGGCCGAGGGUAGCCGAGCAUGUUGCGCUGCACGUGGGGCGGCGGGGCGCGGGCCUGGGGCCCUCCGCGAGCGUGGAGCUGGCGGGCACGAAGCGCGCCCCCGGCGGAGGCGCCGCGGCGGGCGGGCGAGCGCGGGGCGCGGGCUCCGUUCCCGCUCGACACCGACGUGCCCCGGGAUGUGGUGCUGUUCCAGCAUGACCGGCGCCGCUUUUUCCGGCUCCUCGGCCUCUUCUGCGCCUGCCAGUUCUCCUUCUGGGCGUACCUGGCGCACUUCGCCUUCCAUUCCUUGCGGGACACCGGGGCGCAGCGGCCGGAGCCGGAGCCGGAGCAAGCGGAGCGUCCCCCGCCUUCUCCCCUGGGAGGAGCGUCGCUAAACUUGGGCUCCAGCAAGUGGCGCUUCGGCUUCACCGCCUGCUGCCUCACCGUGGGUUCUCUGAUCUUGGUGGCAGGCUUUGUUUUUUCUCGACGCUCCAUAGGUCGGGUGUUGCUCCACCGUGGUGCUCAGGAGGUGACCCUGACGACCUAUUACCCCUUUGGGUUCACCUCGUCCUUCACAGUACCCCUUCGCCAAAUCUCCUGCAUGUCUCACCGUUCGAUGGUGCCCGCCAUGAUCCCGCUCAAGGUCAAGGGGAGACGCUUCUAUUUCUUGUUGGACAAACAAGGACAGAUCACCAACACGAAGCUUUUUGACAUCACUGUCGGUGCCUACCGCUCACUGUGAGGCCGAAUGCUGCCAGAGAAGAAGCCCUGAGGCCGCCACAGAGCGGAGGCAUAAACAAAGAAUGCAUUAAAUCCCAACAGCUGGAUUUCUGCCACGGCUAGGAGUGGCUCUUAAAUAGCUCCUGAGCUCUUCCACGUCUCGUAAAAACAGUUAAUUCAUCUUGCAAGUGGGAACUGUGCAACAAUGGCUGAGAUUGCACAAGACCUUGGUCAUAUAUCCUGCAAGUUGUACUGAAUCCUGAAUUGCUUUGUGAAUUAAAGCACAUAGAAAACCA
Molecule: messenger RNA, 1054 nt
Organism: Varanus komodoensis (Komodo dragon)
Lineage: Eukaryota; Metazoa; Chordata; Lepidosauria; Squamata; Varanidae
Gene: TMEM223
Product: transmembrane protein 223
Exons: 2
Coding region: 79-780 (233 amino acids)
Biological process (GO): nervous system development
Cellular component (GO): mitochondrion
Source: RefSeq, a predicted model, not a curated record